Malassezia pachydermatis is the source of this 717-nucleotide messenger RNA. RefSeq lists its product as hypothetical. Bases 1 to 717 code for a protein of 238 amino acids. Lineage: Eukaryota; Fungi; Basidiomycota; Malasseziomycetes; Malasseziales; Malasseziaceae. The record is from RefSeq and is a predicted model, not a curated record. The transcript has 3 exons.
AUGCACGCCCUAGCGAAUACAGAGAUUCUGAACUUUGGUCCCAUGCUAUGCCCACGCGAUACCAUGAUGAAGAAGGCAUCGUUGUCAGCUCAUUGGCCUACUAUGCAUGUAUCUACGAAGCCUCGACGUCUUGCGCUUUCCCCGUCGUCAAUCAAGCCACAGUGGCUUGCGCUGUACCCGAGCUACUAUGAUCUGGAGACGGGCGUGUACGAGUACCAACGUCGCGUAUCCUGGCUGGAAUCCGCGCUGUUGCAGUUACCCGCCUCCCUGCGAUGGGCGCUCACGCAGCGAUACCAGCUACGUCUCUCUACGCCAGCCAAUCUUCCUGCGUCUUUUCGUAUCGAGGUUCAAGUGCCGGACGAUGUGUUGAAGAGAGAUCGGGCGGAUGCACCUGAUGCUUUCCAGCCGCCUGCUUUCCCUUGCGAGCUCCUUUUGGCUCGUAUUACCGUGCACACGGACAAUGUACCUAUCCCGCUGGACCCACGAACGCCCCACUCGUCUACACUGGGCGCAUGGGCCGAGAAGACGUUCGGCUGGCUCGCACCGCGCACCUCCGCACCGCCUACGAUACCUGUGGACGUAACGUUUGAGCGAUUAUACCUUGGAUUUCUCCCGGGCUCUACGAUCCCGAUGGUGCUGAGCCUCGCGGCGCUUCUAGGACUCUUGCCGCUUGGCCUCGCGCCCGUGCGCCGUCGUCUUUCGCGGCCCCGGCCUUAA